Messenger RNA from Asparagus officinalis (garden asparagus), 1266 nucleotides. RefSeq lists its product as uncharacterized. The record is from RefSeq and is a predicted model, not a curated record. The coding region runs from base 1 to 1266 and encodes 421 amino acids. The transcript is spliced from 3 exons. Lineage: Eukaryota; Viridiplantae; Streptophyta; Magnoliopsida; Asparagales; Asparagaceae.
AUGCCACUAGAGCGCUUCUUGGUCUACAGAGAGGAGAAAAAGAGCAGCACGUGGCAGCACCCAAAAUGUUGUUGGUUUACCCGCAAAGUUUACAGCAUAGCUGUUAUGUUUACUGAUUAUACUCAAAAAUGCUCUCGUCUUGUGUUUUUGUUUUGUAGAAAAAGGGCAAAGCCAGCUAUUACGUUGCGGCCCCCCGCCAGCUUCGGUGCCUAUCACGACUUCAUGCAGAAUUUGGUGACGCGUAUGGGGCCAAGGCAUUUUGCGGCCUACGAAGAUAGUGUAUUCAGACACUACGUCCAAUUUGGCCCACCUGGCGUCGAUCUUCCCACCUUUGAGCACAUUUUGAGUCAGUGGGACAAGAAGAGCAAAAAAUUCGUCUUCACCGAUAGGAAUGAUGGAGAAGAGAUCCCAUGCUCAUUCAACCUUGAGUGGGUAAUGGAGCAUACAUGGUUCUCCAAUGAGGGGCUUCAUGUUGACCACAAUCGGGACAGGAAAAAUAGGAUUUGGUCCAGGUUCUUUGACAAACCCGAGACGGGGGGUUCCAGCAGUAUAGCUCCCCCCAAAGGAGGCCCCACCAGACGCAAUGUGGAGGACCUGCUCUUGAAGCUGGUACUAUCUUCUGAUCGCCGAGAUGUGAAGGACUUUGUCCUGCUACAGAUCCUCUAUCAGCUGAGCAUGAUUUGGUGUCCAAGCAGUGUUUCCGGCGUUCCUAGGCAUUUAUUCAAGUACGUCGACAGCAUCGAACAGGUCAACAACACUGCUUGGGGGACCUAUAUAUUCAGUGAGACAUCUGACGCGAUAGAGAGGGCACUGAAGGGUCCUGAGCCAGGGAAGACGACAUUAUAUCUGCAAGGGUGUACCCCUCUAGUUUGUUUGUGGUAUUAUGAACUCACCGGCAUCAAGAAGCCAGCACUUGGUUGUACGGUGAGGCCUCCCCUGACAAAUUGGGUGAGACUUGGGCACGUUGCUGGUUCUUUGAGAUUGGCCACUGUUGUUGCGAAAGCAAGCAAAGCUACGAUAAAGCUUCCACAGCAACAUGGACAACUUCAAAGAAUCGAGGGAGGUUUUUGGGGGAAGGAGCAGGGGAUAGAGAAAGAGAAGAGGAGAGAGAGAGAGAAGAGGAGGAUUAAGGGUCCGGCUGCAGUAGACGCCGGCAGGGCUCGUGGCCCAAUAGCCUCAGCCGCGGCACCAUGUCCUGCCGCGCUGCCAUGUAGUUGCUUGAUGAUGUGUAUAAUGUUCUUCUAUGUUAUCUUGAGUGGUGUUUGA